AUGUCAACCUUUACUUUAAAUGAUGGUAGUAUCGUCACUAAACUCCAAAUAGAUCAUUGGAAUAAACGGCUUCAAUAUUUAACAACUCCUCAAGAAAUUAUUCAAUGGGCUAUUUUAACCUUUCCAAAUAUCUUCCAAAUCACAGCAUUUGGGUUAACAGGGUUAGCUACCAUUGAUAUAAUCUCCAAAUUAACUGGCGAUAUUUCUCAAGAAAAAGAUAAUAAAGAUAUUGUUCCUUGUGUUUUUAUUGAUACAUUACAUAAUUUUCCACAAACCCUUGAUCUUUUAGCAAAAAUUAACACAAAAUACUUCAUACCAAAGGGUACCAAAAUCAAUGUUUUUAAACCAUUAGGAUGCGAAACAGAGAAAGAAUUUGAUGCAAAGUAUGGUGAUAUGCUCUGCGAAACUGAUGAUUUGAAAUAUGAUUUCGUAGCAAAAGUUGAACCAUUACAAAGGGCCUAUAAAAGUUUAAAUAUUGGAGCCGUUUUUACAGGCAGAAGAAGGUCUCAAGGUGGUGAAAGAAAGCAACUUUCAUUUGUCGAGUUAGAUGAAGAAACCAAAAUCUUGAAAAUUAAUCCAUUUUUGUUAUGGAGUUUUGAAGAAGUUCAAAAUUAUAUUAUAGAGAAUCAUAUACCAUAUAAUGAGUUAGUUGAUUUAGGUUACAAAUCGAUUGGUGAUUAUCAUUCAACACAGCCAGUUGCCUCUGGUGAAGACGAGAGAUCUGGUAGAUGGAAAGGCCAAGCUAAAUCUGAAUGCGGUAUUCACAAGAGUAAAGAAUAUACAAAAUUUAUACAAACUACAAAUGUAAAUUAA
Messenger RNA from Henningerozyma blattae CBS 6284, 813 nucleotides. RefSeq names its product phosphoadenylyl-sulfate reductase (thioredoxin) (gene MET16). The coding region runs from base 1 to 813 and encodes 270 amino acids. Gene Ontology annotation, cellular component: cytoplasm. The transcript has a single exon. NCBI's taxonomy places the organism in Eukaryota, Fungi, Ascomycota, Saccharomycetes, Saccharomycetales, Saccharomycetaceae. Gene Ontology annotation, molecular function: phosphoadenylyl-sulfate reductase (thioredoxin) activity. The record is from RefSeq and is a predicted model, not a curated record.